UGAUGAGCGUACUCAAGAGGGGCGUAAAACAAUCCGCCAUUUUGUCCCUUGGAAUUUAGAAUUUUAUUAGAAUAAGCCCACAAAUAUCCAAAUAAUCCCUGUGCAAAAGUGAUAUUUUGGAAGCUGUGCAGUGUUUCAAAGAACUGUGAUAUUUGUGUCUGCAAUUAUUUUUGUUUACGUUCAUCUUUGACGUUUUUUAUCUGACCGAUUUUGACGUCGAAGAAGAGAGCUCUAGAUAAUCAAAAUGGGCACAAGAGAGGACGAAUACGAUUAUUUGUUCAAAGUUGUACUAAUAGGGGACUCUGGCGUGGGAAAAAGCAGUCUUCUUUCGCGUUUCACUAGAAAUGAAUUCAACUUAGAGUCAAAAUCGACAAUAGGAGUGGAAUUUGCAACUAGAAGUAUAGAGGUCGAUGGCAAAACCAUAAAGGCCCAGAUUUGGGACACGGCGGGGCAGGAGCGGUACCGCGCGAUCACAUCCGCCUACUAUCGCGGCGCGGUCGGCGCGCUACUGGUCUACGACAUAGCCAAGCACCUGUCCUACGAGAACGUGGAGAGAUGGCUGCGCGAGCUGCGCGACCACGCCGACCAGAACAUACUUAUCAUGCUGGUGGGCAACAAGAGCGAUCUCAGGCAUCUCAGAUCCAUCCCUACAGAAGAGGCGAAGGCGUUUGCGGAAAGGAACGGACUUAGUUUUAUUGAAACUUCCGCUCUCGACUCUACCAACGUGGAGCCUGCAUUCCAGAACAUUCUAACUGAAAUCUACAGGAUCGUGUCUCAGAAGCAGAUGCGCGACCCGCCGGAGGGCGACGUGAUCCGACCCGACGCCGAGCCGGCGGACGUGCGGCCCUCGCAGGCUGACUCCGUGCGCAAGCAGUGCUGCCAGUGAGGGGGGGCGACCACAGGAUGUCCAGUUAACGGAGCCGAUGAGGGAACGGGCGGCUGGCAAACUAAACGCAAUCAUUACGAAUCAUUCCCGACCGCAGACUACGAUACACCAGGGUUGCCACGCGGAAAUAUCUCCGUACGCCUAAAAUGUCCACUCCCAACAAUAUCCCACAAUCCGUCAAAAUCAAUGGUUGUAUACGUAAUAGAACCUUGCAAUAAUUAUCCAGUUUGUUUCGAGAUAUUUUCGACUGGCAACACUACUCCGUUUGAACUGAUGAGUUUUCCAGUAUCUGUUCCGAUUAGCUAGCACAUGCUUACGUUGUGAGUACGUCUGUGACGACUCACCGGCUUGAUGUCAAAGCAAUAAUUUGUUAAAUAAUAGCGAAAAUUAAAGUCAGUUCAAACGGGGCAUCAAAAACAGAUAAGAGUGGCUCAUGUAGAUAGCUUUGUGUAAUUAUUGAUAUUUAGUGUCCAAAACGAAUAAAGUUAAAAUCUAUAAUAAUUAAAUGUAAACGUGAAGAGAAGGUUCAAUAUACACGAGUUAGAUCCAGCUUCGGUUGUAGCACUUCAACCACGAUAUAUAUUUUGGCGCUCCUAGUUAUUUAAAGAAAAAAUAACGCGUAAAUUAUUCCUGCAGUUUUUUUAGGGGAAAUACAUUUUUAUUUCGAGUUAGUAGAUAAUUCAUAUUAUAUCUAUUUAUUUAGUGAAUUUAAAUUGCUAGAUAACAUUCGUUUUCGUUAUGAAAUUCUUAUUUUGAAGACGUUAUGAUAAUAAUACUGAGCAAUAAUUGGACUGGACGGCGAAGAAAAAUAAUAAAAAUAAAAAAAGAAAUAUCACACAAAUCAUAGCUUCAUAAUUAAAAGUACGUCUUAAUUGUUUUGUAAUAAA
This is a messenger RNA of Pectinophora gossypiella (pink bollworm), 1773 nucleotides long. It is a transcript of the gene Rab11, whose product is annotated as ras-related protein Rab-11A. The record is from RefSeq and is a predicted model, not a curated record. Bases 245 to 886 code for a protein of 213 amino acids. Gene Ontology annotation, molecular function: GTPase activity; GTP binding. The transcript is spliced from 6 exons. Gene Ontology annotation, biological process: exocytosis. Gene Ontology annotation, cellular component: recycling endosome. Lineage: Eukaryota; Metazoa; Arthropoda; Insecta; Lepidoptera; Gelechiidae.